Messenger RNA from Eimeria necatrix, 2191 nucleotides. RefSeq names its product PAN domain-containing protein, putative. NCBI's taxonomy places the organism in Eukaryota, Apicomplexa, Conoidasida, Eucoccidiorida, Eimeriidae. The record is from RefSeq and is a predicted model, not a curated record. The transcript has 5 exons. The annotation marks the transcript as partial.
AUGCGGCCUUUGCUGCAGCGCAGCAGCCUCUCCCUUGCGCGGGGGCUCGCUCCCAGCGGGGUCCUGCUGCUGCUGCUGCUGCUGCAGCUGCUGCUCUGUGCUGCUGCAGACCACCCCAGCCCUCAGAAUCCAGCACGGCCAGUGCUGCUGCAUGCGCCGGGCGAACUUGCCUCGUUGUGGUCCUCUACGGAAAACGCCAAGGAAGGAGACAGCAGCUGCUUGUGGCGCAACGUGCGCCUGGGCAUUGGAAAGGCAUUUGCUGUUGUGCCUUUUGGGGUCCCUUCCCCCGCUGCCUGCCGCCGCCUCUGCCGCGCUGCUGCUCCCCGCUGCAGCUCUUUCUUAUACGUGACGAACAAGCUGCUGCCACAAGGCCUCCAGACGUCUUGCCAUUUGCUGCAGUCGCCGUCGCCAGCCCUGCCUAUCUCUGCUGAGCAGCGCCAGUGGCUGCUGCUCGUGGGGGGCCCAGUGGAGUGCAGCGCAGAGGCGCAGAGGCUCUCUCCCCCGCUGCUUCCUGAAGGCACUUGUGUCAGCAGCAGCGAAUGCGACAUAGCGGGCCUUUUCGGCGUUGGAGGCGGCAGGUUCGAUCCGUUCUGCGGCAGCAACAGCAGCAACAGCAGCAGCAGCAGCAGCAGCGACGGCAGUGACGGCGAAAGGAGCAGCAGUGAUCGCAGCAGCAGCAGAGAAGUGCUGCAGCAAGACACGCCAGCCAGUGAGGAAGACAGGCAAUUCUUCUGCUCUCGCCAGCUCAUGGGCCUUCCUUGCUGCACUCGCUGUGGGGAUUCGGAAUUCAAUCCAUGCCCAGAGGACGCGUGUGGCAGCUCUGGUGUAGAUUUCCCGGGUGGUGAAGUGGUGGGGUUUGUAGCUGGGGGAGUGCCUUCUGCUGCUGCUUGCCGGCGUUUGUGCCUUGCUGCUGCUGCUGCUGGCUGCACCCACUACUUUUAUUAUUCUUCUUACCUAUUGUCGGAGGCAAUUCGAGGCAGCUGCAGCUUGAGGCGCUACCCCCAGCUGACGCAGGAGCAGCUGCAGCAGCAGCUGCAGCAAAUAGCCAGAGAGCGGCAGCAACAGAGAGAGCUGAAGCAGCAAAAGAAAAGAAAAGAAAGGGAAAUGAGGCGACUCAAAAGAAAGCAGGAGAAGCAGCGGCAACUCGAGUUGCAGCAGCAGAAGCAGAAGCAAAAACAGCAGCAAAAUCAGCAGCAAAAUCAGCAGCAAAAUCAGCAGCAAGAGCAGAGGCAGAAGUCACAGCAGCAGCAGCGACAGCAGCGCAUGCAGGAAACGGAAACUUCACCUCAGCAACAGGACACCAAACGUCCUCAGCUGCAGCUCACAGAGCAGCAGCAGCAAGAGCUGCCAAUGCAGCAUGAGCAGGCGGCGUCUGAGGCCCAGGCUGCUGCUGCACAGACAGGCCAAGGGGCAGCCCAGCAGCAGCCGCAGCAAAAACUGCUGCAGCAGCGGAGGCUGUCGGAGCUGUCAGACACGGAGGAAGAUAUUCCAGAAAUGACGGACAGUGAAGAAGACAUGAAGGAGCGAUCGAAAGUUGCAGCAACAGCAACAACAAGAGGAACCGCAGCUGCAGCAGCAAAAGCAGAAGCAGCUCCAGAAGUUACCCAAGGCGAAGCAACAGAACCGGGAGAAGCAGCAGCAAAGAAUCCAACACUGAAGAAGAAGAAGACUGCGAAGCUUGACGCAGGGCUGUCAAAUGAAGCGGACGGCGCAGCAGCAGACAAAGCAGCAGAUGCAGCAGCAGCGGCACAGCAGCCGCAAAGGGAGUCCAGUGCCUCAGGUGCUACUGAAGAUGCGGCAGCUGCAAAGAAGGCAAACAAAGAAGAAGAAGACACAGAAGAAGAAGAGGAAGAGGAAGAGGAAGCAGACCCACCUCGUCUGCUGCCUGGGGCUCCCCAUGCCUUUCCUAUUUUCCAGCAGCAGCAGCACAACCAGCUGCAGCAGGAGCAGCAGCAGGAGCAGCAGCAGGAGCAGCAGCAGGGACAGCAGCAGCAGGCGCAGAUGCAGCACAGCCAGCAGCAGGAGCAGCAGGAGCACAGCCAGCAGCAGCAGCAGGACGCACUGGAGGCUGCGCAUCUGCGGGAGGCGGUGUUUGGCCCGGUGCUGUCUGAGUGGCACUUUGGCGCUGCUGCAUGCGCUGCAGCAGCGCGCCCCACAACAACAACAACCCCACCCCCCCCGCCCCCCCCAC